Molecule: messenger RNA, 1730 nt
Organism: Phragmites australis (common reed)
Lineage: Eukaryota; Viridiplantae; Streptophyta; Magnoliopsida; Poales; Poaceae
Product: phospholipase A1-II 5-like
Exons: 1
Coding region: 137-1513 (458 amino acids)
Biological process (GO): lipid metabolic process
Molecular function (GO): glycerophospholipid phospholipase A1 activity
Source: RefSeq, a predicted model, not a curated record
AACCGGUCACCCCAUCUGUUCUUCGUGCGAACCAUAGCCGACAGCCACCGAGUACUCAAAGCGUUACCGAUCUCCCCCUCUGAGUCUUUGGCCAGUCACACUACCUAAUCCUCUUCUCAUCGCACCACGCGGACACAUGGAAGCCAACCAGGGCGUCCUCCUGUCGAGCAACCUGGUCGGCGGCGCCAAGGGCUCCGCGGCGUGGCCGGAGCUGCUCGGCUCCGCCCACUGGGACGGCCUCCUCGACCCGCUCGACCUUACGCUCCGCCGCCUCAUCCUGCUCUGCGGCGACCUCUGCCAGGUCACCUACGACUCCUUCAACUCUGACGUCCACUCUAUGUACUGCGGUAGCUGCCGCUACUCCAAGUCCACGCUCUUCAGCCGCACCAUGUUCCCGGCCGCCGCCGACGUCUCCGUGGCGGCCUACCUGUACGCGACCUCCGUGGCCUCAUUCCCGGGGGGCAUCAUGGUGUUCUCGCUCUCCCGCGAGGCGUGGAGCAAGGAGUCCAACUGGAUAGGCUACGUCGCCGUGUCGACCGACGCCGCUGCGGCUGCCACGGGCCGGCGCGUCAUCUACGUCGCGUGGCGCGGCACCAUCCGGACGCUCGAGUGGGUCGACGUGCUCAAGCCAGAGCUCGUCUCUCCCGACGCCAUCCUGCCGGAGGGGGACCCGGCCCACGGCCACGCGCGCGUGAUGAAGGGUUGGUACCUCGUAUACACCUCCAGCGACGAGCGGUCGCCCUUCUCCAAGUACAGCGCGCGCGACCAGCUGCACGCCGCGGUGCGCGAGCUGGUGGCCAAGUACAAGAACGAGAACCUCAGCAUCGUGUGCACGGGCCACAGCCUAGGCGCGUCGCUGGCCACGCUCUGCGCGUUCGACAUCGCGGUGAACGGCGUGUCCAAGGUCGGCGGCGCCGACAUCCCCGUCACGGCCAUCGUGUUCGGGAGCCCCCAGAUUGGGAACCCGGAAUUCAAGAAGCGGUUCGACGAGCUGCCCAACCUGCGCGCGCUGCACGUCAGGAACAAACCCGACGUGAUCCCGCUGUACCCGAGCGGCUUCCUCGGGUACGCCAACGUCGGUGACCUCCUGGUCGUGGACUCCAAGAAGUCGCCGUACGUGAAGGACAACUCCACCAACAUCGGGGACUACCACAACCUGCAGGGCAUCCUGCACACGGUGGCCGGCUGGAACGGGGAGGACGGCGAGUUCAAGCUCCAGGUGCACCGGAGCGUGGCGCUGGUGAACAAGUCGUCCGCGUUUCUCAAGGACGAGAACCUCGUGCCAGAGUCGUGGUGGGUGGAGAAGAACAAGGGGAUGGUUAUCGGAGAAACUGGGCUGUGGCAGCUCCAGCCGCCUGUCGAUGAGAACCUGCCCGUCCCACCGGUCGUGACCGGGAUGGUCAUGGAUGACGAUGUCGCUGUCAGUAAAGAGCCUAAGAUACCGGCGGAGGAAAAGAAGAAGAAGGGGGCCGGGACUAAGCUUUUCUCUGCAUGCUUAAGAGGGGUGAAUUAGUUUGUUCAUAAGUUUUUCAUAAGUGAAUGAUUGAAUUAUCUUGUUAGUUAACUUUGCUGUUGUGUUAUUAUUGGAUUGUGAAAGGGUGCAGCGACGAUGAUGGCGUAAUAGUGGUUAAGGUUCUCAUACUAGAGAACGUACUUUGUGAUGCUUGUGUAGUUUAUGUGGUGAAAUAAUUCAAAUGGCCCCAGCCAUUCCCUUUGGCAAUUGUCUCGUA